AUGGACCCAAACUCCGUCGUCAUCCGCCUUCAACAAGAACUCGACAAUGAGCACCUCAACCUCGAUGAGAUGAGUCAACUUUACCACGACCAUGCUCAACAGGUUGAGGACGCCAACGAUUCUCCAACUCCGAUCUUGGACAGCUUCUUUGCGCAAGGCGGAAAUGCCUCGUUAACAACGAUGAUGAACUUGACGCUUGCGGAGUUCGAAUCGAUCUGGGCAAUCGUUGAAUCAACAGUAGUUCCAUCUUGGACGCUGGGUCGCGGUCGAAAGUCGCCCACGUCUACUAAAGAUGCCUUCUACAUGACAUUGGUGGUGCUCAAACACUACAAUCCUUGGGAUAAGCAUGCUCUCGACUUCAGGAUGAAAGCGCCUACAUUCGAGAAGAUGAUUCAUCGCAUGAUUGACCUCGUUGAGCCCGUCUUGUACGGCCACUACGUCCAACCAGUUACCAUGACGCAACAGAUUGAACGCGACCGCACCUUUUCCAACUUCCCAUCAGCGCUGUACUGUACCGUCAAGUUCCAGCCCUCUUACCGCCCCAUGGACGAUUUGAUGAAGCCAAACACUAUUACUCCGGCAAGCACAAGCUUUAUGGCUUGA
Molecule: messenger RNA, 603 nt
Organism: Aphanomyces invadans
Lineage: Eukaryota; Oomycota; Saprolegniomycetes; Saprolegniales; Verrucalvaceae
Exons: 1
Coding region: 1-603 (200 amino acids)
Source: RefSeq, a predicted model, not a curated record